AUGCAAGACUCAGAGAAAAAAGAGAACGCUCUGGGGUACUCGAUCGAUGUGUCUGUCGGUGGGUCUCAAGAUUCCAUACAAACCGUACAGAAAGAGCCCAUCGUUCGACAAGAUGGCGGAACUAGAGCUUGGUUACAAGUCAUGGGGUGCUGGCUUCUCUUUAUGAACACAUGGGGACUAACGAACUCGUUCUCAAUAUUCGAGACAUACUACAAUCAGAAGUUUCAACACAUCUCUCACUCUAACAUCUCAUGGAUUGGAUCGAUGCAGCUGUUCUUGACACUGUUCGUUGGCGUCUUCGCCGGCUGGCUACUCGACAGAGGUCACUUGCGUAUUGUCCUUGUCACAGGAAUCGCCUUUGAAGUUGUUGGAAUAGCGAUGACAAGCCUUUGCACAACUUACUGGCACCUACUUCUCGCACAGGGUGUCUGUGUGGGGAUCGGCUCGGGAACACUGGCAUUUACUAGCGCCGCCAUCAUCCCAUUUUACUUUGCCAAGCGGAGGAUGCUAGCUGCUGGCAUUGUUAGUACUGGAAGUAGUGUUGCUGGAGUGGUAUACCCACUCAUGAUGCGCGAACUUUUCGACAAGGUCGGGUUCGCGUGGGCUGUACGAGUACUGGCAUUGGUCAUGCUAGGUGGGCUCUCAAUGAGCCUCGUCAUCCUAAGACCGCAUUCUAGUGCGAGGAAGGAACGAGCGCUGCUGAGGAGCGAUCUGCUUCGCGAUGCGCCUUACACUAUCUUCAUUGUUUCUUAUGCAUUCAUGGUAGCCGGCGUCUACGUCCCGUACUUUUUCAUACAGAGCUACGCACUGGAUCUUUCUAUCGACGAAAGCAUGACCUUCAACGUUGUCGCAAUCAUGAACGCCGCGACCUUUUUCGGCCGCUUCCCCUACAAUUACCUUGCGGAUAUUUACGGCGGCAUCGCAGUCCUUGUCCCAUGCUGCUUCGCCACAUCCAUCAUCCUCUUCUUCUGGCGCUUCGUCCACACUCUCGGUGGUCUCAUCGCCAUUAGUGCCACUUUCUGCUUCGUUACUGGUGGAUUAGUUUCCCUGCCUGCAGUCACCAUUGCGAAUCUUACAGAGGACAAGUCGGAGUACGGAACGCGGAUGGGCAUGGGGUACACAAUUGCGGCCAUUGGCGCUUUGCUGGGGAAUCCUAUUGCGGGGCUUGCGCGUGACAGUGAUAGUAUAGACGUGCUUGAGAGAUGGCAAGGCGCCUGGUUCGUGGCUGGAGGUGCGCUGCUCGUUGCUACUGCAUUGAUGAUUUGGGCGAGGGUUUUGCGCGCGGGUGUGAAUAUGAGUGUUAAGAUUUGAUUCUCGUUUAGAAGUC
Molecule: messenger RNA, 1327 nt
Organism: Paraphaeosphaeria sporulosa
Lineage: Eukaryota; Fungi; Ascomycota; Dothideomycetes; Pleosporales; Didymosphaeriaceae
Product: MFS general substrate transporter
Exons: 5
Coding region: 1-1311 (436 amino acids)
Biological process (GO): transmembrane transport
Cellular component (GO): fungal-type vacuole membrane
Molecular function (GO): transmembrane transporter activity
Source: RefSeq, a predicted model, not a curated record